Prunus dulcis (almond) is the source of this 1572-nucleotide messenger RNA. Its product is annotated as protein trichome birefringence-like 6. The record is from RefSeq and is a predicted model, not a curated record. The transcript is spliced from 7 exons. Bases 1 to 1572 code for a protein of 523 amino acids. Gene Ontology annotation, molecular function: O-acetyltransferase activity. Lineage: Eukaryota; Viridiplantae; Streptophyta; Magnoliopsida; Rosales; Rosaceae. Gene Ontology annotation, cellular component: Golgi apparatus.
AUGAAGAGGCAGAGAAGUUUCUCUUUUAAACCCACUAGAUCCUUAGUAAUUUACUUCACCAUCUCUUCCUCUAUCAUCUUUCUCAUUUCCAUUAUCAUUUGGGUCAACAAAACCAAUAUUCCUUCAGUCGCCCAGGAAACAGCUGUUCAUACUUUGACUAGUAAUUGUAAUCCAAAUAUUUCAGUACUAAAUGGUCCGGAAGAUUCAAUCUUGAAGUUGAAUGCUACACCCUCCAUUCAACCUGAUGAAAAUGCUUCUGGCUUUUCUGGGAUUAAUUCAAUUAUUAGUAGUGGGUUACAGACGAAGGAGAACCAAUCCCAAGUGGCACAACAUGACGAAGAAGACAGAGGUGGCGGUGAGUUAGAUAAUGCUAACUUCACAGCAGUGACACAAAGUGCACCUGCUGCAAUCUUAUUUGACAAGAUUGAGAUCAGGCAAGAAGAGCAAAAUGCCCCAUUGAUGAACAUGACUGAAGAGCAAAAUGCUGCUUCUGGAUUUUCUGGGGUUAAUUCACUUAUUAACAGAGUUGGCGGUGAAGCAACCUCAUUUGAAAAUACUCAAACUUCAAGUAGCAGGUUUGUUGAAGAAAAGAGAAUAAUAAAAGGAGGAUGUGAUUUUACAAGAGGGAGGUGGGUCUAUGAUAAGAGCUAUCCGUUGUACGCAAAUGGUUCUUGUCCUUUCAUAGAAAAGAGUUUUAAUUGUCGAGGUAAUGGAAGAUUAGACGAAAACUUCAUGAAGUGGAGGUGGCAACCAGAAGAUUGUGACAUUCCAAGGUUCGAUGCAACAAAAAUGCUGGAAUUGAUGAGAGGGAAAAGGCUAGUUUUUGUGGGAGAUUCACUCAAUAGGAAUCAAUGGGAAUCCAUGGUGUGCAUGCUAAUGGGAGCUAAAAGAGGGCGCAGAAUCAUCCAAGGGAAGGGCAAGUAUAAUUACAACUUCGUGGACUACAAGUGUACAGUUGAAUUUUAUACGUCCCCUUUCUUGGUUUAUCAAGGUAUGGCACGAGCAGGGAAGAAGCAGGUGAAAACCUUGCAAAUUGAUUCCAUGGAUCGAGCUUCUUCUAAAUGGACAGGAGCUGAUAUUUUGGUAUUCAACACAGCACAUUGGUGGAACGAUCACAAGACAAAUGCUGGGAUUAAUUUCUUCCAGGAAAGGGGCCAAAUUCAUCCACAUCUUGAUGUUUCCACAGCUCUCAGAAAAGCUUUGAUGACCUGGGCAUCAUGGGUCGAUAAUCAUGUCAAUCCACGCAAAACCCAAGUUUUCUUUCGAAGUUCAUCGCCGACGCAUUUCAGGGGAGGCCAAUGGAAUACAGGCGGGAGUUGUACGGAAGCCAAUGAACCCCUCAUCCAACCUUCAGGAAUUCCAGAGGAGAAAGAUAUAAUUGCAGAGGAGGUGAUAAAGCAGAUGAAAACGCCUGUGACUUUGUUGAACAUAACAAGCUUGUCAGAAUAUAGAAUAGAUGGCCAUCCAUCUAUAUACGGGAAUCAACGCUCGGGGAUACAAGAUUGCAGUCAUUGGUGUCUUCCUGGCAUUCCUGAUGUCUGGAAUGAAUUAUUAUAUCUUCAUUUGCAGUAA